Thunnus maccoyii (southern bluefin tuna) is the source of this 5234-nucleotide messenger RNA. RefSeq names its product argonaute RISC catalytic component 3b (gene ago3b). The transcript is spliced from 19 exons. Bases 142 to 2778 code for a protein of 878 amino acids. NCBI's taxonomy places the organism in Eukaryota, Metazoa, Chordata, Actinopteri, Scombriformes, Scombridae. Gene Ontology annotation, biological process: regulatory ncRNA-mediated gene silencing; regulation of stem cell proliferation. The record is from RefSeq and is a predicted model, not a curated record. Gene Ontology annotation, molecular function: RNA binding; protein binding.
GAGCCGUAAGGGGGAGCGGGGUGCCCGGGGGGAAGCGGGGAGCCAGCGGGGAGCGGCGUGUCGGCCAGCAAAGCUUUAACCUGCGCUGGGAGAAUCGAUCACUGGGUGCCGGCCGGGUUCAUCCGGACUGAGACCUCAUGAAUGGAAAUCGGAACAACAGGAGCCGCUGAAGCCCGAGCCCUUUUUUCGUUGCCACGGCGACCUGGCUAUGGCACCAUUGGGAAGGCCAUCAAGCUUCUGGCGAACUGCUUCCAGGUGGAAAUCCCCAAGAUCGACGUCUACUUGUAUGAAGUGGACAUCAAGCCUGACAAAUGUCCUCGCCGGGUCAACAGGGAGGUGGUGGACUCCAUGGUUCAGCAUUUCAAGGUGACCAUCUUUGGUGACCAUCUGCCAGUUUACGAUGGGAAGAAAAGCCUCUACACUGCGAGCCCACUUCCUGUCGCCACUAGCGGGGUUGAUCUGGAUGUCACAUUGCCAGGUGAAGGUGGGAAGGACCGCCCGUUUAAAGUCAGCAUGAGGUUCGUGUCGUUGGUCAGCUGGCACAUGCUGCACGAAGUCUUGACGGGACGCACCAUGCCUGAACCGCUGGACCUGGAGAAACCCAUCAGCACUAACCCCGUUCACGCCGUGGACGUCGUCCUUCGACACCUGCCAUCCAUGAAGUACACCCCCGUCGGACGAUCCUUCUUCUCCUCCCCGGAGGGCUAUGACCACCCGCUAGGUGGAGGAAGAGAGGUUUGGUUUGGUUUUCAUCAGUCGGUACGGCCGGCCAUGUGGAAGAUGAUGCUCAACAUCGAUGUGUCAGCCACAGCUUUUUAUAAAGCCCAGCCAGUCAUCCAGUUCAUGUGUGAGGUCCUGGACAUUCACAACAUUGACGAGCAGCCCCGCCCGCUCACAGACUCCCACAGGGUUAAGUUCACCAAAGAGAUCAAAGGUCUUAAAGUGGAAGUGACACACUGCGGAACCAUGCGUAGGAAGUACAGAGUCUGCAAUGUAACACGCCGCCCCGCCACCCUCCAGACAUUUCCUCUGCAGCUUGAGAAUGGUCAGACAGUUGAGCGCACAGUGGCGCAGUACUUCCGAGAGAAGUAUAAUCUGCAGCUGAAGUAUCCCCACCUGCCCUGUCUGCAGGUGGGCCAGGAACAGAAACACACCUACCUGCCCCUGGAGGUAUGCAACAUCGUUGCCGGACAGCGCUGCAUUAAAAAAUUAACAGAUAACCAGACGUCAACCAUGAUAAAAGCAACAGCGCGUUCUGCCCCCGACAGACAGGAAGAGAUCAGCAGGCUGGUGCGGAGCGCAAAUUACGAGGCCGACCCGUUUGUCCAGGAGUUCCAGUUCCGUGUUCGUGACGAGAUGGCUCAGGUGAUGGGCCGCGUCCUGCCGGCCCCCAUGCUGCAAUAUGGCGGCAGGGUGAGCUCUGAACCCUUUAUGCCCCAGCAGAUCAACCCUGCACUGUCAUUGCAGAACCGCACGGUGGCCACACCCAGCCACGGGGUGUGGGACAUGAGGGGGAAGCAGUUCCACACCGGAGUAGAGAUUAAGAUGUGGGCCAUCGCCUGCUUUGCCACCCAGAGACAGUGCCGUGAGGAGAUUCUCAAGAGCUUCACUGACCAGCUGCGGAAAAUCUCAAAGGAUGCUGGGAUGCCAAUCCAAGGCCAGCCAUGUUUCUGUAAAUACGCCCAGGGAGCUGAUAGUGUGGAGCCCAUGUUCAGACACCUGAAGAACACCUACGCUGGGCUGCAGCUAAUCAUCGUCAUCCUGCCUGGCAAAACGCCCGUCUAUGCUGAGGUGAAGCGGGUGGGAGACACCCUCCUGGGCAUGGCCACCCAGUGCGUGCAGGUGAAGAACGUAGUGAAGACGUCCCCACAGACCCUCUCCAACCUCUGCCUCAAGAUCAACGUCAAGCUGGGAGGCAUCAAUAACAUCCUGGUUCCACACCAACGGCCCUCUGUGUUCCAGCAGCCGAUCAUCUUCCUCGGGGCUGAUGUCACUCAUCCUCCAGCAGGAGACGGGAAAAAACCAUCUAUUGCAGCGGUGGUGGGCAGCAUGGACGCCCAUCCCAGCAGGUACUGUGCUACGGUGCGGGUCCAGAGGCCCAGACAGGAGGUCAUCCAGGACUUGGCCUCCAUGGUGCGAGAGCUCUUGAUCCAGUUCUACAAAUCGACCCGCUACAAGCCAACCAGGAUCAUCUUCUACAGGGACGGAGUGUCUGAGGGCCAGUUCAGACAGGUGCUUUACUAUGAGCUGCUGGCCAUCAGGGAGGCUUGCAUCAGUCUAGAGAAGGAUUACCAGCCAGGGAUUACCUACAUCGUCGUACAGAAACGCCAUCACACACGCCUCUUCUGUGCAGAUCGCAACGAACGGGUUGGAAGAAGUGGGAACAUUCCUGCCGGCACCACAGUGGACACGGACAUUACCCACCCCUACGAGUUUGACUUUUACCUCUGCAGUCACGCUGGAAUCCAGGGUACGAGCCGGCCUUCCCACUACCACGUACUGUGGGACGACAACUGUUUCACCGCUGACGAGUUCCAGCUCCUCACCUACCAGCUGUGCCACACCUACGUACGCUGCACGCGUUCCGUCUCCAUCCCAGCACCCGCCUACUACGCCCACCUGGUGGCCUUCCGCGCCCGCUACCACCUGGUCGACAAAGAGCACGACAGCGCUGAAGGCAGCCACGUCUCAGGGCAGAGUAACGGCAGGGACCCCACGGCGCUGGCCAAGGCCGUUCAGAUCCACCACGACACACUGAGGACCAUGUACUUCGCCUGAUCGCCCACCCCCCCCUCCACUUCCCUCCACCUUCACCAGCCCACUCAGCCAGUCUUAGUGUUCGACUUCGGAUCAGCCGCCUCGUCUCAUCGCGCAGAGCGACGUCGUGCCGUCGCAGCUUUGGUCACCGGAAAACACGACGACGGCAGCAGGCUGCGUAAGGAUGUCAUAAGCCAGAGAGGAGUACAGCUGCAUUAUGCAAUUUGAAACCAGCCAAUUGUUUCUGUGCUCCCACCCAUGCAUCUCUCUUUUUUUUCUCCCCCUCAUCUCCUCUGCUGUAUUUUAAAUCAUGAUGGAUUCUGUCUCCUUUUUAAAAACUCACAUCCUCGCCUUCCACAUUUUACAGCAGCUCAAAGUUUUGUUUUGUUUUGUUUUUUUUUUAAUUUCAAGUGUGUGUUUCUGGAUCAUAAAACAGAGCAUGGCGAGGUAGCAGGGAAUACAAAAACAGCAGAUUUUUUUUUUGUUUUGUUUUGUUUUUGUUGCAUGGGUGGGCACGAAGCAGCACCAGUGAGGACCCGACUUGAGCCUCACGUUGAGCCUAAUGUCGCUGGUUUAUAUUGUAGACGGUUUUACAUGUUUGUGUGUUUUCAGCUUGUCUAGAUACAAUACUGUAUUUGUCUGUCGAGCAAAUGUGUGAUUGCCAUGGCAACGUGUUAGUCGAGAACACUCGUAAAUAGCAAAGCUUCCCCCCCCCCCCCCUCUUUUUUUUUUUUUCUUUCUCUCUCUCAAAAACGGCAGGCUGCCUUACUGCUUACUCUUCUGUCUCCCUUUAAGCCAAUGGAUGGUUACUCACAGUCAUUCAGCCAGACAGUAAGAAGCGUAUCUCUACACUCUUACCAGCACAGACACUGAAUGAAACCUUUUUUUUUUUUUUUUUUAAACAAAGCCACGUACAUUGCCAUUCUUUUGAGGCAUUGUGUGUAUCGCUUGUUGCCUUACUGCGAGGCGAGGUGCAUAAAAAGGACUGUUAGAAUACGACGCCAUGGCCACAAAAUGGACAAUUUUAAAAACUCUCACUUUAAUAGCUCAGCUUGGUACAGAAUAAUAUACCAAACGUUUCUCAUGUGUUUUAUUCGUCUUGCUAUUUAUCAGUUUUCGUCUCUUUUUAACUUAAAAUAACAUUUAUUUUCAGCAAUAGAGCAGUUUUUAUCUUCUGAUGACCACAAACCUUUUGAUUUUUUUUUUUUUUCCCCCACACUUUUAACAAAAAAACUGACCAAUUUAGUCGUCAACAGCUCGUUCUGUGCAAUAAGGUGUUAAAGCAGAGAGAACAGGUUCGGUGGUGAUUGUUUUCGAUGAGUAUUUGUGCGCUAAAACGGUUCUCGAGCGAGUUUUAGCAAGUGAUAAUGAACUCGGAGUAGGAUUGACGCCGCAGAUGUGACGCGUGGAUGAGUCGUCUGACGGCGUUUUUGUGAGAUUAUAACAAAAGUGCCUGAUUUGGUUAGAGUGUGAAAUGUUGGCAGGAUGGAGGGUUUUUUAAUCGUAUGUUGGUUUGGGUGCCUCUGUUAAUGCAUUUAGUUUAACAGUAACUAUAAAAAAAAACACUGCACUGCCCGACAUGAGGGGCUGGACAGCACAGUCACAUCACAGGCCAGGUUUGUGUGAUUAUUUCUAAUGUUUUCUCAUUAUAAGGAAGCAGUUAUUUCCUGAUUCCCACUUUUAACACACUUUGUUUCCUCGUGAACACAAAAUAUUUUGUUCUUGGAAUGAAAUGGAGAUCGUACAGAGGUUUAAUCAUUGGCUAAAACAGUUUCGGUUUCAGAUAAAAUUAAUGAAGCUAAACAAAAAUUGCAAUUUCGGCCAAAACUUUCUUGUCAUAUGAUUUAAAAAUCUUUAAAAUGUCAAAAUGUUCUCCAGGUAACAAUCUGGUUUUCUUGAUCACUAAGUAAUUGUCACAAUGAAGGUUUAUUUAAAAUAAUGUCGGACUUUGUUUUUUCAUGAUAAUUAGUAAUCUUGUCAUGAUCUCAGAAAACAAAGCGAGAUUUUAAAGUCAUUUUUGUGUUUGUGAGAAAACUAAAACAACAUAAAUAAUCACACACAGUUGGCGUCUUUGGCCUUCCAUACGACGCUGUAAUAAAUAUCUGAAUAUCUGAGCUAUAUAACAUGCAGCUAAGUGAAGGCAGAGACUGUGUACUUGGAUGUGCGUCCUCACAUGAUGCACUGUCAGGACUCGCAGUUUGCACUCUUCAGUCGAAGCCUUCGUAUUCAGAUUUCAGAGUCUCUGUCGCGUUAGUUCUCAGAGUCGGUAUGAGCUGGGUGUCACUCGACUGGCAGUAUUAUAGCACCAAAACCGCUUUCAGUACUCGAAACUCCACACGGUUCCAAGAUGGUGCUCGAUUUCAUAAAACCUUUCUAUUUUGGAUCAAAUAAUGUAUCAUUAUGGGUAACGCUUCCUAAUUUUAUACUGAUUUCCUGGUCAUUUUUUGCAGGUAUUUAACAGUUAAUUUUAAGGACGU